AUGUAUUUGAAGUUUUAUCUGGACGAAGAAGGCAAUCGAGUUUAUACUCUUAAAGGUAUAGAUCCACAAGGCCGACAAACGCAAAGUGCUCAUCCAGCUCGUUUUUCACCUGAAGAUAAGAAUUCGAAAUACAGAAUAAUUAUUAAAAAGCGUUUUAAUAUUUUGCCUACAAUGCAGCCAAAACCAGUUUAUUAA
Brugia malayi is the source of this 195-nucleotide messenger RNA. It is a transcript of the gene Bma-nola-3.1, whose product is annotated as NOLA3 protein, putative. Gene Ontology annotation, cellular component: box H/ACA telomerase RNP complex; box H/ACA snoRNP complex. Gene Ontology annotation, molecular function: telomerase RNA binding; box H/ACA snoRNA binding. The coding region runs from base 1 to 195 and encodes 64 amino acids. The transcript has 2 exons. Gene Ontology annotation, biological process: ribosome biogenesis; snRNA pseudouridine synthesis; rRNA pseudouridine synthesis. NCBI's taxonomy places the organism in Eukaryota, Metazoa, Nematoda, Chromadorea, Rhabditida, Onchocercidae. The record is from RefSeq and is a predicted model, not a curated record.